AUGAGCGAGGCGGCGGAAGCAGCGGCCCUGGAGCGGCUCAUUGACCGCGAGGACGAUUUGGACUCGGAGGACCUCGACCGGCUAGAGGACGAGGCAGAGCAGGAGAUGCUUGCGGACAUGGAGCGAGAGGGUCUUGAUACGGCGUCGCCGGCGGCGAGCACGGAGGGCGCCCCUGACGACGCGGACGACUCGUACGAGUACGGGCCGAUGACGCCCGACGACGUGCGCGGCAUUAUUGUGGACCUACGAAAGUACGGCAUGAUGGAGUGCCUGCGGCGCCAUGUCCUGCCUGAGCCAUCCAAUCCGCGCUCGAUGCUUGACGUCGCCGAGUCGGAGCCCUAUUCGCUUCUCCCUGUCCUCAAGAUGGUCCUGACGCGGAUUCUGCGGCAGCGGCAGAAACUGCCGCAGUACAACACCGUCGACGAUGUCCUCGACCUGCUGCGCCGCUCGACGCGCAUCCUGGUCCUGUGUGGCGCUGGCAUUUCCGUGUCGUGUGGGAUCCCCGACUUUCGCUCCAAGGAUGGCCUCUAUGCCAUUCUCGCCAAGGAGAACCAGUAUGACCUGGACGAUCCGUCCGAUAUGUUCGACAAGGACACGUUCCUGCGGGAUCCGUCCAUGUUCUACUCGUUUGCCCAUUCGAUCUACCCCGCGCACUUUCAGCCGUCGCCGUCGCACCGCUUUGUGCGCAAGCUCGAGACGCAAGGCAAGCUCCUGCGCAUGUACUCGCAGAAUAUCGACACACUCGAGCAGAAGGCCGGUAUUCAGCGCGUCAUCCAGUGCCAUGGAUCGUUCGCGACGGCUACGUGCACGGAUCCUCGCUGUGGCUAUCAUACGAGCGGCGAGAGCAUCCGCGCCGACAUCCUGGCGAAGCGGGUGCCAUCGUGUCCGCGGUGCGACGAGCGGCGCGAGCGCGAGCGCGCCAUGGCGAAGCGGCGGAAGACGGAGUCGGACGACGAGGACGACGACCUUGCGUAUGGCAUUAUGAAGCCGGACAUUACCUUCUUUGGUGAAAAGGUGCGCGUGCUCGCUAACGAAAAGUUACCGGAUGCGUUUGAGCAAAGUAGGUGGCUGCUACUUACGCAGGCGUCUGGGCCGAUCGAGACCAGGUCGACCUCAUCUUGGUCAUGGGCACGUCGCUGA
Messenger RNA from Malassezia sympodialis ATCC 42132, 1140 nucleotides. RefSeq lists its product as uncharacterized. The transcript is spliced from 6 exons. The record is from RefSeq and is a predicted model, not a curated record. Gene Ontology annotation, cellular component: nucleus. NCBI's taxonomy places the organism in Eukaryota, Fungi, Basidiomycota, Malasseziomycetes, Malasseziales, Malasseziaceae. Gene Ontology annotation, molecular function: NAD+ binding; histone H4K16 deacetylase activity, NAD-dependent. Bases 1 to 1140 code for a protein of 379 amino acids.